Messenger RNA from Drosophila suzukii, 837 nucleotides. It is a transcript of the gene san, whose product is annotated as Probable N-acetyltransferase san. Gene Ontology annotation, molecular function: N-acetyltransferase activity. The record is from RefSeq and is a predicted model, not a curated record. Gene Ontology annotation, cellular component: NatA complex. Gene Ontology annotation, biological process: mitotic sister chromatid cohesion. NCBI's taxonomy places the organism in Eukaryota, Metazoa, Arthropoda, Insecta, Diptera, Drosophilidae.
GGCAGCAAUCGAUAACGAUAACCAGCGGCCAGCAACCUGGACAAUCAGAACAGCUGUGGCGCUUAAAACACAUUUUUCUAUUAGAAUUUACAGGCGCAAGGCGCGUUGCUAAAGUAACAGGAACAGUACGAACACCAUGACCAGGAACAGCAUCGAACUGGGCGAUGUGACGCCCCACAACAUCAAGCAGCUUAAGAAGCUCAACACCGUGGUGUUUCCGGUCUCCUACAACGACAAGUUCUACGUGGACGUCCUGGAGGCCGGCGAACUGGCCAAAUUGGCCUACUACAACGACAUUGUCGUGGGCGCCGUCUGCUGUCGCAUCGACACCACCGAGAACCAGCGGCGUCUGUACAUCAUGACCCUGGGAUGCCUGUCCCCGUACCGCCGUUUGGGCAUCGGCACCGUCAUGUUCGAGCACAUUAUGAACUUUGCCGAGAAGGACGGAAACUUUGACAGCAUUUUUCUGCAUGUUCAAAUCAACAACGACGGAGCCAUCGAGUUCUACAAGAAGUUUGGCUUCGAGAUCGUGGACACCAAGGAGCAAUACUAUAAGCGCAUCGAGCCGGCGGACGCCCAUGUCCUGCAGAAGGCGCUGCGACGCACUGCACCCAACUCCAACAGCUCCGCCAACAAUACCACCGCCAACUCGAAUUCCCGUAGUAAAGCACGCCAGUUCACGUUUGUGUAAAGAUGAGUUUCAAUGUGUAUAACAACCAGACAUGUAGAGGCGGCCAAAACGAUGUAUUCAAUUAGUCCGAUCAUAUCUAUGUGUAAUCAAUAAUUAUAACCCCUGCGCGGGAAUAAAUAGCUCUGUACGGCUCUGGCCAGUCCAAA